ACACUUCUUCACUCGUUAGAUACCUGAUUCAUUAUUAUACGUCCGAUAAAUAUCGCUAUCUAAGUAUUGCUUGCAAGCGUCCGGUGGACAACUUCGCUAGCUAUUCUGCGUACAUCAGUGGUGGCUAGCUAACACCGGCAGUCUGUUUGGUCGUAUUCAUCUAAGCACACCGUAGCAUUAACUGUUAAAGUUAACCUAAACGGUGUCUGAGGCACAGCAGAGCCUCUCAUCCUCAAGCCUUCGGAUGUCUAGCCAUGUGUGUGGCCGCAUCCUUCUGCGAGCUGCAAGCAGCACCCCCAGCCCUCUCUCUCCCCAGUGGCCCAGUCUGACCCAGCGAGCCUGCCUCUCCUCCUGGGGCUGCUCUGUGUCUGGUGCUAGGUGUAGGUCUGGGGCCACCAUGCGCUUCCUCUCCACCCGUCAGGACCUGGACUUUCAGCUGAGCCGGGUCCAGAUCAGCAGCAUCCUGCGAGCCAACGAGCAGGCAGUGAGCAUCCCUGAGUUUGAUGGCCGGGGUCUCAGUGCUGUGAGGAAGUUUGAAAGCAACCAGCUGGCAGCUAACACCCCCAACGAGGACCGCCGCAGCGCAGCCACCUGCCUACAGACUAAGGGCAUGCUGUUCGGGGUAUUUGAUGGUCAUGGUGGCUGGGCGUGUGCCCAGGCGGUCAGUGAGCGUCUGCUGUACUAUGUGGCGGUGGCCAUGAUGUCCCAGAGAGGACUUGAGGAGCUGGAACACUGCAUGGAGCAGAGCAGGCCUGUCCCUCCCAUCCUACAGUGGUACAAAAACCACGGAGACUACAACUACAGAGAGUCAGCCUCGCUCUACGUAGAACACCUCCGGGUCUUCUGGCAGGAGCUUCUGGACAGCGAGGAGCAUGGCGACGGAAUGAGUCCGCCUGAUGCUCUGUAUUAUGCCUUUAAGCGUCUGGACACAGACAUCUCUCUGGAGGCCCAGGUCCCACACUCUAGCGACCUGAUAAGGAGUACUGCCAUACAGGUGGCGUUUGCUGGCUCCACAGCCUGUGUUGCCCACGUGGGCACUGAGGGGAUCCAUGUGGCGAAUGCAGGUGACUGCCGUGCAGUGCUGGGGGUGCAGGAGGAGGACGGGUCGUGGAGCGCCUUACCCCUGUCCCAGGACCACAACGCACAAAACGAGGCUGAGCUGGAGAGGCUCCGAGCCCAGCACCCCCCCCCGGAGAGGGACACUGUGAUCACUGACAACAGGCUGCUGGGGAUCCUGAUGCCUCUGCGUUCGUUUGGAGACGUAAGGUUCAAGUGGAGCCUUGAGCUGCAGCAGAGUAUUCUAGAAAGCCUGGAGUCUGGAAUAGAACUGGACUUCCUUAACCUCUACCAGUACACGCCGCCCAACUACCUGAGCCCGCCCUACCUGGACGUGGCGCCGCAGCUGACCUAUCACAGCCUCCGACCGCAGGACCGCUUCCUGAUCCUGGGCUCUGACGGGCUGUGGGACGAGAUGAGCUCUGAGGAGGCGGUUCGGCUGGUGGGCGAACACCUGAGUGGGAUUCAUCUACAGGCUCCAGUCUCCCCCACUGAAAGACAGUUGAACCUGGGCCAGAUGCAAGAGCUGCUGUGGAAACGCCGUGCCCUUGCCAUGCCCACCCUGGACCCCAAUGCUGCCACACACCUCAUCAGACAUGCCCUGGGCACCGGGCAGUAUGGAGAGCUCUGCCAGGAGAAACUGGCAUCUAUGUUGGCUCUGCCUGAGGAUCUGGCACGCAUGUACAGAGAUGAUAUCACAGCUACUGUGGUUUAUCUGAACUCUGAUCUGGUCAGACAACACAGGUAAUGCAGAUGGGGACACACACGAACAUAACAUUUUUACAAUAAAGAUGGUAUACUUCAACUCAUGCCUGGUCACAUAACACACACACAUUUCUUGACAGUUGUUUACUUUACCCUACGGUGAAAACAUUUGCUGCGUACCUAGGCCUAAUGCUCAAAUACUGCUCGCAGAGAACUGAGUGGCAUUGUAUUAGUGUUUUAGAGAUGGUUAAAUAAACUCAGCAAAAAAAAAUGCGUCUUCACUCUCAACUGCGUUUAUUUUCAGCAAAGUUAACGUGUAAAUAUUUGUAUGAACAUAACAAGAUUCAACAACUGAAACAAACUGAACAAGUGACUAACAGAAAUGGAAUAAUGGGUCACUGAACAAAGGGGGGUCAAAAUCAAAAGUAACAGUCAGUAUCUGGUGUGGCCACCAGCUGCAUUAAGUACUGCAGUGAAUCUCCUCCUCAUGGACUGCACCAGAUUUGCCAGUUCUUGCUGUGAGAUGUUAUCUCGCUCUUCCACCUCGUGCCGCCUUGCAGCAUGUCUAAGGCACGUUCACACAGGUGAGCAGGGACCCUGGGCAUCUUUCUUUUGGUGAUUUUCAGAGUCAGUAGAACGGCCUCUUUAGUGUCCUGAGUUUUCAUAACUGUGACCCUAAUUGCCUACCGUCUGUUAGUGUCUUAGCGACCGUUCCACAGGUGGGAAACUGUGUUUUUAACCCUUUACAGUGGUCCGUGAAGUAAAUUUGGAUUUUUAAGAAUUCUUUGGAAGACGUGGUCCUUAAAAAGGGACAUUUAUUUUUUUGCUGAGUAUUGCAUGAAGUUCUUUUUAGCUUGAAACUCCUACAUUUAGGUGAAUAACCAUGAUGUUUUGUGUGUGUAUGUAUGCUGAUAAAACUGUAAUUAUUUACUGCAUAGUCAUCAUAGUCCCAAAGCACAAUCGGAGCUAAGUGUUUCACAAGACUUGACUGGGUACCACGUCAUACUUGGCCAUAGUUUUAAAUAAAUCCUAUUUUCUUAUGAACUCUCUGGUGCACUUCCCCACUUUUUACUGAGUCUGAUCAAAUCUUAAAUAUAUUUUCAGAACUAUGUUUUGUAUUUGUUACCUGGUGUUAGUUUGGUAAACCUGCUAUGUGUCAUAUUUUGACUAUUUGCUGACAAUCUACAGUCCACAAACUGAAUGUUUCAUUGUUAUUGGCAUAUGCAAAUUGUACUCGUAAUACCCCAGUUAAGAGUAGUCCGAUCAGGGGAUGAAAUGAAAUUGUUCAUUGUUUGCUGUAAAAUGUUUUUUUUUUUUCAAAUCACGAUUUGAACUUUAAUUCACUUCCUGAAUGAAAAUGUGUUAAUGUUAACCAAAACCUUUAACUCUGUUAGUUGUUUGCCUGCCUGUGUUAGGUUUGAGUUUUCUCCAUCUACUGUAAUGUGUCUGCAAGUUACUCGUCCUCUGCUCUCUCAAAUCCUGUUUUCCUCUUAGGAUUUUAAAAAAUGUAUUAUGCUCUCCUCUCCCACAGGGAUUCUUUAGUGCAAUUAACACUGGAUCAGAGGCUGGACGAAGUGUACACUUUUUAGUCAGUCACAUGUCAGUAUUUUAGGUCACAAUGUACCAUCUUCUGUUUCAAUAAAAGACAUUUUUGGUUAAAUUAA
Molecule: messenger RNA, 3425 nt
Organism: Oncorhynchus nerka (sockeye salmon)
Lineage: Eukaryota; Metazoa; Chordata; Actinopteri; Salmoniformes; Salmonidae
Gene: pdp2
Product: putative pyruvate dehydrogenase phosphatase isoenzyme 2
Exons: 10
Coding region: 245-1804 (519 amino acids)
Biological process (GO): protein dephosphorylation
Cellular component (GO): mitochondrion
Molecular function (GO): cation binding; [pyruvate dehydrogenase (acetyl-transferring)]-phosphatase activity
Source: RefSeq, a predicted model, not a curated record